AGUAAGCUAAAGGUCAUUCUUGGGCUUGGCCUUCGUUCGCUAGAGAAAGGCGUUGUAGCUGAUCGAAGCCUUGAUCAUUGAGCAUUACUUUGCUGAUUUCUUAGCGUAAAGAUGGCGACAGAAGUUAUCACACCGCCUGUUGAGCCGGAGCAACUCGAAGUUAAAAGCGAAGAGGCUGAGAAACCCGAGGAGAAUCAUGUCGAAGAGAAGCAGGAUGACACAGCGAAUGAAAACAAGCCAGAGGAGGCCGAAGCGAACGCGGUCGCUGAAGGCGAAAAGCAAGAAGAAAAUGGCUCCUUGCCGCCGAAAGUUUUACUUUAUCAACAUCCCCCGUGGAACUUCAUUCCUUCGCCGCUUCCCGCCUGCAUUAAAGUGGAGACCUACUGCCGAAUGAUGAAGAUUCCUUACGAAAACGUUUACAAAACUGGCACAGACCAGAAGUUACCGUACCUCGAAUACCAAGGCGAGACAAAGAAACACAAUCUAUUAAGCUUCCUUAAUUCCAAGUUCGAAGUGGACGCGGAUGCUAACCUUAGCGAUAAGGACAAAGCUUGCUCACGAGCUUUCCAAUGCAUGGCAGAGGAAAACACUUUCUGGAGCCUGAUGUACUAUAGAUGGGUGGAUAACUUCGCGGAGACGAAGAAAUACUUCAAAGGUUUGGAUGUUGUCAGAAAGAAUGUACGCCCAAAGCUCGAUCAAGGCAAAUGUGUGAAGUGUCUCGAAGCACAUGAGAUCGGCAAGCACAACAAGGAAGAAAUUUAUGCUAUUGGCGAGAAAGAUCUACGUGCGUUGUCUUCUUUCCUCGACGACAAGGAGUUUUUCAUGGGCGCUGAUCCCUCGACUAUCGAUUGCACGAUGUUUGGGCUCCUGUCAUGCCUUCUGCACACGGCCGAGAGCUCGCCGCUGGCUAAAGUUGUGAAGGAAGAUUUGAAAAACCUGGUAGAUUUCUGCGACCGGAUGAAGCUCAACUUCUGGCUUGACUGGAACGAGCUGUGUUCAGAAGAGCAAGUGGAGGAGACGCGACCAAAAUCAAGGCUAAGUGUGAAAAAGAAGAAGCGUACCAAAAGUCAAGAACCCGCUGCAGAGGCGAAGGAGGGCGAAACGAGCGGCGAAAAAGAAGGAGAGAAGAAAGAGGGCGAGGAGAAUAAGGAAGAAACGCCUGCUGUAAACGGAGAUGCGGCGGAAGAGACACCCGCCGAAGAACCAAAGGAACAAGCAGAAGGAGAGAAGGAGGAGGCCAAAGAAUCAGAAGAGAAAAAGGAUGAUGCUGAAGCCCCGGUGGAGAAUGGUGAUGGUGGCGAUGCACCAAAGGCCGAGGAGGCACAAGAAUAAACUGUAAGCUUUUCCAAUUCGUUUUCUGUGAACUUUGAGCAAACAAAGCGCUUCUAUAACCUAGCGAAUACUAAUGAAUUACUUUAGGCGUUCAAUCCAGGGACGUUGGUUCCUUAUUGUAAUUAUUAUUUUCUCUUGCUUUUUUGCAAGACGUGGCUCUGUUGUUUUCGCUCAGUAAGGGAGGUUGUGUGAUGUAAGCGUGUAUUCGUUUCGAUUGCUGUACUUUUGGACAUGGCCUCCGUUGCGAGGGAAUUACGAGCGUGUCGAACUCGCGAUUCGUGACUGAAAAGCUAUUCUUGAAUCUUCUUGAUUAUUAUUCACUCGACGCCUGUUUUAUUGCUGGAUUUCGACCGUUGAAAUUGGGAGAAAUCUGUUCAUUUCGGUAGAAGCAGCCCCGUCGGGAAGGAAUUCGGUCGAAAACCCGAAAUCGGUGUAAUUUUCCGAAGGUGUGUCGCUUUUCAGAUCUAGGUGGGGCUUGCCUAACACGCCAGUUAGCGAUUUUCGAAUUAAGCAGGGGCGAUCUCGCUCGGUUACAUCAGCACAAAGACAUUAAUUUUUUAUUAUAAUCUUUUGAUUGUUAUGAAAAGCUCAACAGUGUAAUAAUACUCCCGAAGUAUUGAAGAAGCAAUGUCGGCUCUUCUUUGGUAGGUUAAGUUCGAAUUAAGCCGUAGAAAAUGAAGUGAGCACACGAGAGAGUAAAUCGAAGGCUAUAGUUAAAGAAGCCAUGAUAUUUAUAUAAGUAGAAAUCUUCAGACAUGCGUUAGAAUUACUGUGUAUUAUGUCAAUAGGACGAAAUCUAUAUUCAUUCAGUUAACUCGUGGAAUUCGAACUAUCGAAGUUUUGUUCUGUCUUUAUAAUGGCGUCUAAGUCCUCGUCCGUAACGUUCUACCGCAGUCGGCAAAUAUUUACAAAGUGAGUUUUAAUCUUGUUCGAGUGUGCGAAAUCGGAACUAGAUUAAAACAAACUGCUUUCUCAUACAAUUUAGAUGACUUGUUCGCUGUAAACUGUGAAAAUUUGCAGAUCUGAAGAGAAACGAGUGGUUGAAGAUAGUACCGUGAAGUCAAGGUUUUGAAUCUAACGAUUCUAACAGCUUAAUUAGGAUUUAAUAUCUUUCAGUAACUCCAAUGUUAUAGUUCGUUAACCCGCCCAAAAAUACUACUUCGUUGUAGACUUCGCACGUGUUUUGAGGUUUGUUAUAAUAGAUUAAAUUACAGUCAAAGCUCUUUGCCAUAUUGUUUUAUUUUUUGCUAAGAAAAGCAAACUAAUGUUUAAGACUUGUUUAAAUUUAUUAAGUAGUAGGAUAUUAUUUUUGGUGUAGUGUACAGCUUGUCCGAGAGACGAGCCCAAUGUGCGCCAAUUUGAGAGUCAAACCGUAAAAUAAGUAGCAUAAUUUAUAGGUUCAGAGCGUGCAAUGAUCUAUCAUCUUGUUUGCUAGGCAUUUCAGUUGCUAAUAUUGUUGUCUUGGGAGAAUGUGUUGAUAUAGCAAGUUUCAUGCUUCCUAUUUCUCAAUGUUAACAAGAACCUUUCAUUUCCUAAGCUUUUUUUACUGCAAAUUAUUGUAGUAAGCUUCCCAGUCAUGUGUUAUGCAUCCCUUCAUAAAUUGUCGGGGAGAACUUUCAAAGGGUCUGCUAGUUAGCCCGAUAUAAUAGAUUUAUUUUCCAUUUAUUUUGUAUUGUUGAUGAUCUUUAAGUAAAAACAGUUUAUCGAAAGCUGAAGCUACAUAGAUAAUGUGAGAUACUUUGCAUGUAAUUGCUACCCUUCCAAAUUACUUAGUAUUUAAAGUAAUAUUGGUCCAUUGUCUUUUGUAGUGACAUUGAGAAACUCGUGAGGUACUAUGUUUUGCCCUGUUGCUAUUUUCAUCCACCAGAAUUUACUCCCUAAUGUUGCUCUUAAAUUGCUGCAGAAUUUGGAAGGUGUAGCAAUGAUUUAUCUUCUAGGAUUGGUGUGAUGUAAAUGAUAGUUUGGUCAGCAGAGGAGUGACAUGUCGUAUGAUGGAAUUGAUGUGUUACUUUUACGUAGAAAUAGCAAGACUUUCCCAUGUAAAAUGUAUUGUUAAAUUAUAUCUAAGAGAUGAGAUUAAAAAAUGAGCAAUCAUU
Messenger RNA from Orbicella faveolata, 3428 nucleotides. RefSeq names its product failed axon connections homolog. The record is from RefSeq and is a predicted model, not a curated record. Gene Ontology annotation, cellular component: cytoplasm. NCBI's taxonomy places the organism in Eukaryota, Metazoa, Cnidaria, Anthozoa, Scleractinia, Merulinidae.